ACACUUGUUGUUGAUCUCUCUAUCUGCAGGUCCUUGCUCAAUACCCAGUCCUUGUUGACUGCCUCACCGGUCUUCACUCCCACUUUGCUGCUUUGUCACUUUCAGCCUCGCCCUUCAUUCAGAAUUGUGGUACAUAUCUUUAUUUAUAUUUUUAUUUAUUUAAACAAUGACGGAGUUUUCCACACAAUGGAAGUAGGAGCUGCUCUUGUAGCUUCUGCCGUUGAAUGGUUAAUCGAUAAGUUGAAGUCCGAGGUCACUGAUUGGUUUGAAUCAAGAAAGGAGGCACGUGAUGCAUUAGAGAAUUGGAAAGACCUUUUGCCAAACAUACGUGAUGUUCUUGAAGAUGCAGAGACGAAGCAAUUAACCAAUAAUGCUGUAAAGACAUGGCUUUCAGAGCUUAGAGACAUAGCUUAUGAUAUGGAAGAUAUCCUGCGCGGAGAUGAAGCUGAUGCGCAGAGGCAAAAAUUGAAUUUAAAAACUUGUGAUCAAGCCAGAACCAAUAGAGUCAGAAAACUUAUCCCAACACUAUCAUGUGAUUUCAAGGUUGAUCGGGAGACUAUGUCCAAGAUAAAGGGCAUUACUGACAGAUUGAAAAACAUCAAGGCACGGAGAGAUGCAUUGGACCUAAAAAUUGAACAUGGGACCAACAGAGCAGUUACACAAAGGAUUCUCACUACUGGGGUGCCUGAAAGUCAUUUUUUUGGUCGGGAAAAGGAUAAGGAUGCUAUUCUUCGAAAGUUGUCAAUUAAUGAAGAUAAUACCAAAUGCUUUUCUGUGAUUCCCAUCGUUGGAAUGGGAGGAUUAGGGAAGACUACACUUGCUAGUCUUGUUUAUAAUGAUGAAGAAUUGAAAGUUGUGUUUGGGCCAAAAGCAUGGGUUUGUGUCUCUAACGAAUUUGAUGAUCUUCGAAUAGCAAUAUCUAUUUUGGAUCAACUGAACGUGAAAUCUGAUUCAAAAGAUCCAGCAGUGAUUCACAGCAAGCUGAAAGAAAUGUUGUCUGGACAGAAGUUUUUACUUGUACUUGAUGAUGUUUGGAACAACAACUAUCACCUCUGGAGCAGAUUGCAAGGGCUUUUCAUGUCAGGAGCACCCGGAAGCAAAAUAAUUGUUACGACACGCGACGAGAAAGUCGCGAGAAGCAUGAGAGGAGAUGGUUGGGCUUAUCAUCUUGAUUUGUUUCCAGAUAAUGAGUGUUUGUCAUUAUUGGCCAAACAUGCACUAGAAACAGAAAAUUUUGAUUCAUAUGGGCAUCUCAAAGGAAUUGGUGAAGAAAUAGUGAAAAAAUGCAAAGGUUUGCCUUUGGCUAUAACAACCAUUGGAGGGCUCCUUCGUGGAGAUCAGUUAAAUCCUAACAAAUGGAGGGCAGUACUAAACAAUGAGAUAUGGAAAGUAUCAGAAGAGAUAGGUGGAGUUCUUCCAGCUUUGAGAUUGAGCUAUCAUCAUCUUCCUUCUCAUUUAAAACAAUGCUUCGCCUUUUGUGCUAUAUUUCCGAAUGAUUUUGAGCUCGAUGAGAAUGAUUUGGUCCUAUUGUGGAUGGCGCAGGGGUUUCUUCGACAACAUCAACAGAUAGAUGGAGUGAAGGAAAUGAAAAGCUUGGGUCAUCAAUACUUCUGUGAUUUGUUAUUGAGAUCAUUUUUUCAGCGACCACGUAGCAAUUCAUCACUCUUUGUCAUGCAUGACCUUGUGAUUGAGUUAGCUCGAGAUGUUGCAUCAGAAACUUGCUACCAACUGGAUAUGUCAGUCAACAAGAAACUAGAUGUCACUCGCCAUUUUUCAUUCUCUCGUGGUGAGUUUGAUACUUAUCAAAGAUUUGAAAUGAUGGAGAAAAUGAAGAGUUUGCGGACAUUUCUGCCAACUAUUGGACGAUAUAGAUCAAACUACUUAUCAAAUAAAGUGGUGCAUUAUUUGUUUUCAAACUUGAGAUGCUUAAGGGUCUUGUCUUUCAAUGGUUAUCUCAUAAAGAAGGUUCCAGAUUCAAUUGGAGAUUUGAAGCUUUUAUGCUAUAUUAAUUUAUCUGGCACUGCAAUCCAAAGUCUACCUGAUUCUGUGAGUUUUCUUGUAUACUUACAAACAUUGAUAUUAAGAAGUUGUGGCAUGCUUACUCAGUUGCCAGAGGGUAUCGUGAAUUUAGUUGACUUGCUUCAUCUUGACAUUGCUCAUACAACAAGAUUAAAGGAGUUACCGUCAGGAAUUGGCAAGCUGACAAAUCUUUUGACUCUACCCAAAUUUGUUAUUGGAGGUGGGCUGAGACUAGGAGAGUUGAAAAACUUGAAGCAACUUCAAGGUGAUCUACUCAUCUCAAAUCUACAUAAAGUCUCAGAUUUUCGAGAUGCUAGUGAAGCCAACCUUCAUGCGAUUGAGGGCCUUGAUGAGUUAAUCUUGCAAUGGACUGGCGAUUUUCAAACUUCACGAAAUGUAAGCAAUGAAAAUAAGGUACUCUGUCGGUUGAAACCUCAUUGCAAUUUGAAGAGGUUUACAAUCGAGUUCUUUGGUGGACUGGAAUUUCCAUCUUGGAUAGGUGAUCCAUCAUUCUUCAAAUUGGAGUACCUGAAACUAUGUGAUUGUCAAAACAUCACUUUAUUACCACCCCUUGGGCAAUUACCAUUGCUAAAGAAAUUGAUCAUAAGAGGCAUGCCUGAGUUUACUGGAAAUAACUCCUUUUCUGGUAGUUUUUCAUCACUAGAGAAGCUGACAUUGGAGGACUGUCCCAAGUUGAUUGGAAAAUUACCUAGCCACCUUCCUUUUCUCAAAAUUCUCAUGAUUAGAAAUUGUCCUCAAUUAAGUUAUUCACUACUGAGUCUCCCAUCACUAGAGAAGCUGACAUUGUUGGACUGUCCCAAGUUGAUUGGAAAAUUACCUAGCCACCUUCCUUUUCUCAAAGUUCUCAUGAUUAGAGAUUGUCCUCAAUUAAGUUUUUCACUACUGAGUCUCCCAUCACUUGGAGAGUUGAAAAUAACAGGUUGCAGUGAGGCAAUUCUUAGGAAUAUGAGGGAUGUCACUUGCCUCACCUCUUUGCAGAUUAAUAGAAUUCCAAAACUUGCCUGCUUGCAUAAAAGCAUAACACAGUUCUUGACAGUUGUUGAAACAGUAGACAUUGAAGAAUGUGAUGAACUUACUUGCUUGUGGGAGGAUGGAGCUAGCCUUGCCAGUCUUAAGUGUCUGAGGGAAUUGUCCAUACAAAAUUGCAAAAAAAUUGUGCGCUUUCCAGUAACUGGCUUGCCAUUGCAUCUCAAGAAGCUUCAACUUGAGGAUUUGGUGGUUUUGGAGUCAUUGCCUGAUGGAUUGAUGAAAAUAGGGGAUGGAGGCAACAAUAUGCUUCAACUUGAAGAAUUAGUCAUUAAAGGAUGUGAGCAGCUCAAAUCUUUUCCCAGAGACAAGUUACCCAGCACUCUGAAAAUGCUGAAAAUCAAAAAUUGUGAAAAUUUAGAGUCCUUACCAGAGGUAGUGAAUCUUGAACAUUUGCAGGUUAACAAUCUCCCAUCUCUGAAGUGUUUUCCUAGCUCCAAGUUACCAAGUGCUCUUAAGAGGCUGAAAAUUAAGGAGUGCCAGCAACUGGAGUCACUUCCAGACAGGUUGCUACAGGAUUGUACACAACUUGAAGAGAUGCAGAUUAAGGAUGUGGAAAAUCUCAGAAGCUUACCUAUUGAUUUCAUGCACAACCUCAGCGGUCUUGUUGAAUUAGAGUUAAAUUCUUGUGAAGGUUUCAAGUCCUUGCCAGAAAUGGACCUGUCGUCCAUCCCCAAACUUAAAACUUUGAAGAUUCAGAAUUUGGAGAAUCUCAAGUCUUUACCCAAUAAGAUGUGGAACCUCACAUCCAUCCAAUGUUUAAUUAUAUGGCAUUGUCCAGGUGUCACAUCCAUACCGGAAGGAGGUUUUCCUUUAAACCUAAAAACACUUAAAAUCGUUGGUGAAGGCUUGAGCCAGUCGAUGUUAGAGUGGGGCCUUGACAGACUUACCUCACUUGAAUCAUUCGAAAUUGGGGAGAUAUGUCCUCCGAAUAAUUUGCAGCUUCCGAAGUCUCUAAAAAGUCUUACUAUACAGUGGAGUAAUUUGAAAUCCAUACCAAAAGUCCUCCUUCAAAACCUCCAUUCUCUCGAGAAUUUAUAUUUUAAUUGUUGCCCAGAGCUUCAAUCCUUGCCUACGGAAGGCCUACCCACCUCACUUCAAUGGUUCGUGCUCUCUCAUUGUCCCCUUCUGAAAGAAUGGUGGUUGAAGGAGAAAGAAGACUAUUGGUCUCUCAUAGCCAACAUCCCUUACGUUGACUUUUAUCCCUAAAUAAGAGUCAGGUACCAGUAACCUAUUCACAAAUUCACCAUAUUCUUGAAAAAAUCAUAUUUUGUUUGUUUUCGAUGCAAUUUAUAUGUCAAUUUGGUGCAGGUCUCGUAGUUGGUAAGGAGUUUUCUGUCAUGCUUCAAUCUUAACCUAUUCAUGGUCCAUUUGUUUGCAAAAACAAAUUUGUAUUUUGAGAAAAGAUGUUUGAUAUGGAUUCUACUAGAUUCUGGUGUAUCUGUUGAAGUGUAACUUGGAUGAUUCAGCUUUCUGAUAUGUGGGGUUGGCCGUUGGUGUUAUGAGGGGUAUGUUCUCCAUCCAAACCAAUUGGAAUACCAUCUAUUCUAAUUAGCUAGCUGAUUGCUUGUUAUCUUGGUUAUACAAAGUUAAUUUCACAUCAAUGAAGAGGAUGAUGCAUUCCCUUGAUUGAUAUAUAUAUAUAUAUAUAUGGAAGCUAUUGAUUUUGGUUUCAUUUCUUUUCCUUUCUUUCCAUUAUAUACAUCCAACAUUUGAAGAUGAAGAGUUUGAAGAUACUUAAAAGCUGAAUCUGUUGUGAAACUACUUCUGUAGAUGUUGGAAACCAAAUGCAGGACAUGUGGCAUAGCGAUGAGCUUUGGUUAUUAAGUUAAUGGUAAAGAACUAGUGGUCUUGAAUAAAAACAUUACUUUAUACUUUCAUUAUAACAUGACCCAUGAAUUCUUAAGUAUAUAUAUGCUUGGAGUGUGUGUGAUCGGUAAAAUGAAUCCUCCAUUGAACAAAUCAGCUGAGGUUUCACCUUCAAAUAAUGUUUGAGUGAUUCUGUUGAAGUGGGUUUGUAUUGUCAUGUAUUCAUGUGUGAAAGAAUAUAUGGUUAGAGUAUAU
Messenger RNA from Rubroshorea leprosula, 5130 nucleotides. The record is from the annotation of a GenBank genome assembly. NCBI's taxonomy places the organism in Eukaryota, Viridiplantae, Streptophyta, Magnoliopsida, Malvales, Dipterocarpaceae.